GAUCCAUUGACUAUGGCGAAUGUCAGCCGGCAGAGUUUGACCUUGGAGCAGAGUUGGAAGGCUUUGCAGGAUUACUACAACCAGCAUGGCUCGAAAAUUAACAUGGCAGAGAUGUUCAAGGGAGAUUCCUCAAGGUUUAAAACCUACAGUGCCACUCUCCAGACACCAGAUGGAGACUUGUUGGUGGACUUCUCCAAGAAUCUCAUUAACCAAGAUGUCAUGAAACUCCUGAUGCAACUGGCAAAAGAGCGUGAUGUGGAGGCUAUGAGGGAUGCCAUGUUUAGUGGUGAACGAAUCAACUUCACAGAGAACAGAGCUGUAUUGCACAUUGCUCUUAGAAACAGAGGGAAUAAACCUAUUAUGGUGGACAGCAAAGAUGUAAUGCCAGAUGUGAAUGCAGUACUGGCACAGAUGAGACAGUUCACAGAGGCUGUCCGUAAUGGUCAGUGGACUGGCUACACUGGGAAGAAGAUGACCGAUGUGGUCAAUAUUGGCAUUGGAGGGUCUGAUCUGCAUUACAACAUUGAGUACAAGUACAGAAAGUGUUAG
Lingula anatina is the source of this 549-nucleotide messenger RNA. Its product is annotated as glucose-6-phosphate isomerase-like. Gene Ontology annotation, molecular function: glucose-6-phosphate isomerase activity; carbohydrate derivative binding; monosaccharide binding. Gene Ontology annotation, biological process: gluconeogenesis; glucose 6-phosphate metabolic process; glycolytic process. Lineage: Eukaryota; Metazoa; Brachiopoda; Lingulata; Lingulida; Lingulidae. Gene Ontology annotation, cellular component: cytosol. The record is from RefSeq and is a predicted model, not a curated record.